Colletotrichum acutatum is the source of this 409-nucleotide messenger RNA. RefSeq lists its product as uncharacterized. Bases 123 to 353 code for a protein of 76 amino acids. The record is from RefSeq and is a predicted model, not a curated record. NCBI's taxonomy places the organism in Eukaryota, Fungi, Ascomycota, Sordariomycetes, Glomerellales, Glomerellaceae. The transcript has a single exon.
CUCCAUGUUAUUUGGAGCUCCUGUGAGCUAGCCGAGCUCCUGACUAACAAACAGGACGGGUACCUGGCUAUCAUAAUGCCGGUUUUACGGGAAGGGGAAAGUAUGCCGAUGGUUCGGACGCGAUGAUUUGUCCGUGUCUCCUGAUGGGCUGCGCAACAUUAAUUAGCUGGCAGGUGGUAUUCCCAAGUGAGGAGGCUAGGGGGGCAUCGAUACUCGAUUCUCAAUGGAAAAUCAGGGCAGAGCAGCGAGCUAGAGAGACCAGAGAGGGCAAGAGAAGGCCUGAGGGGCCCAGUGAAGGGAGCGAGGCACGCGAGGUAGCAAGCGGUCAACUCUCGCGUCUCUCAGAAAAGUGACGAGCCAGUCUGAGAGAUGAGCAUUUGCCCUUGCCAGAUGCAAUCUUGCGUCACAU